UUUUCCUAAUUCCGUCUAGAUUUAAAUAACUAUUAAGCAAAAUAAAAAAUUUCGAAAAUAUUCUCAUUAUUUGCUUGGAAUUCGUAAAGAACUUUGUGGGAAAUGUCGAGCACACACGAUGAAAAGAGUCCCCAUCAUGCCGUUUUCGUUGGUGGAAUUGGAGCAGCAGCCGCCAUAAUAUUCUCAUGCCUGGGAGCAUCUUACGGCACUGCGGUGUCCGGUGUUGGCAUUGCCAGCAUGGCCAUCAGCAAGCCGGAGUUGAUUAUGAAAUCCAUUAUUCCUGUGGUCAUGUCGGGCAUUAUUGCUAUCUAUGGCCUGGUUGUGGCUGUCCUCAUAUCGGGAUCUAUCGGCCAUAAUUAUACCGUUCAGAAGUCAUAUAUUCAUCUUGGCGCUGGCCUUUCGGUGGGCUUAGCUGGCUUGUCGGCUGGCGUUGCCAUUGGCAUCGUGGGAGAUGCCGGAGUACGGGGAACAGCUCAGCAGCCGCGUCUCUAUGUGGGCAUGAUUCUGAUCUUGAUCUUUGCCGAAGUGCUGGGUCUGUAUGGGCUGAUAGUAGCUAUCUAUUUGUAUGCCAAGAUUUAGAUAUGUAUUAAAAUAUUUUAUUUACUUCAA
This is a messenger RNA of Drosophila nasuta, 609 nucleotides long. RefSeq names its product V-type proton ATPase 16 kDa proteolipid subunit c-like. Gene Ontology annotation, biological process: proton transmembrane transport. The coding region runs from base 103 to 579 and encodes 158 amino acids. The transcript has a single exon. Gene Ontology annotation, cellular component: proton-transporting V-type ATPase, V0 domain. NCBI's taxonomy places the organism in Eukaryota, Metazoa, Arthropoda, Insecta, Diptera, Drosophilidae. The record is from RefSeq and is a predicted model, not a curated record. Gene Ontology annotation, molecular function: proton-transporting ATPase activity, rotational mechanism.